Messenger RNA from Acinonyx jubatus (cheetah), 1787 nucleotides. RefSeq lists its product as uncharacterized. Gene Ontology annotation, biological process: proteolysis; DNA integration. Gene Ontology annotation, molecular function: aspartic-type endopeptidase activity; nucleic acid binding. NCBI's taxonomy places the organism in Eukaryota, Metazoa, Chordata, Mammalia, Carnivora, Felidae. The record is from RefSeq and is a predicted model, not a curated record.
AUGGCCAGCAGCUUUUGCAGUCUUAAAGUGGAGGGGACCCCUGUUGACUUCCUCGUCGACACCGGAGCACAACAUUCGGUCCUCCGCACCCCACAAGGAAAACUAGCCAGCAAGAAGUCAUGGGUACAAGGGGCAACUGGUAUGAGCCAGUAUUCAUGGACUACCCGAAGAACGGUAGAUGUGGGGACGGGCCGGGUAUCCCACUCCUUUAUGGUAAUACCAGAAUGCCCCUACCCGCUGUUAGGACGAGACUUACUGACCAAGAUUGGAGCUCAGAUAACUUUCAGACAAGGGGGGCCUCAGGUCACCGAUGGCAAGGGCCACCCCAUCCAGGUCCUGACCAUGAAACUGGAGGAUGAAUACCGCCUCCACCAGGAGGCGCUCCCGAGAGAGGAUAAUAUAGACAGAUGGCUACAAGAAUUCCCCUCGGUUUGGGCAGAGAUGGGGGUGGGGGUGGGGAUAGGACUAGCCGCUCACAGGACCCCAGGCCUGGUAGAGCUCAAGCCAGGAGAGAGUCCAGUAAGGAUCAAACAAUACCCCAUGUCUCGGGAGGCCCAGGAGGGGAUCCAACCACACAUCUGGAGACUACGAAGCCUAGGGGUACUAGUUCCUUGCCAGUCUGCCUGGAACACCCCCCUACUGCCAGUCAAAAGGCCUCACACAAAUGACUACCGACCGGUACAGGACCUCCGGGAAGUAAAUAAGAGGGUCGCGGACGUACACCCAACUGUUCCCAACCCAUAUACUCUCUUGAGCUCCUUGGCGCCCUCCAGGGUCUGGUAUACUGUACUAGAUUUAAAGGACGCCUUCUUCAGUCUGCCGCUGGCAACCCAGAGCCAGCCCUUGUUCGCUUUUGAGUGGCAUGAUCCGGAGAAGGGCUACAGUGGGCAACUCACCUGGACACGGCUACCUCAGGGAUUCAAAAAUUCACCCACCAUCUUCGACGAGGCACUACACGAGGACCUGGGUGAGUACAGAAGGGAGCACCCUGGCCUCACCCUCCUACAGUAUGUAGAUGACAUCCUGAUUGCUGCCGACACGGCCAAAGACUGUGAGCGAGGGACCCAGGACCUGCUGGCUACCCUGGGGGCCUUAGGAUACCGGGAAUCCACGAAGAAGGCUCAGAUAUGCAGGGAGAGGAUUCACCAACAGGACACCAAAAUAGAGCAAGGUGUAUCUGCCUGCAAGACCUGCCAACUCACCAACGCGAGAGCCACAUCAAAUAAAAAAGGAACCAGGCUCAGAGGCACCAGACCGGGAGCCCAAUGGGAAGUCGACUUCACUGAAGUCAAACCAGGAAACUAUGGUUAUAAAUAUCUUUUAGUAUUUACAGACACCACCUCUGGCUGGGUGGAGGCAUACCCAACCAAGCAUGAAACGGCUCAGACGGUGGCUAAGAAGCUACUAGAAGACAUCUUACCCAGGUAUGGUUUUCCUGCCAUGGUAGGAUCAGACAAUGGACCAGCUUUUAUCUCGCAGGUAACACAAGCAGUAGCCAAGGCGGUGGGGGCAAACUGGAAAUUACAUUGUGCUUAUAGGCCCCAGAGCUCAGGACAGGUAGAAAGAAUGAAUAGAACCCUAAAAGAGACCCUUACCAAAUUAACCAUGGAGACUGGCGGGGACUGGGUGACUCUCCUACCAUAUGCCCUUUACCGGGUUAGGAACACCCCUUACACCUUGGGUUUUACUCCCUAUGAGAUCAUGUUUGGCAGGCCACCCCCUAUUAUUCCCAACCUUUGAGCUGAACUUCUUGCUGAGUUUAAAGAUCAAGAACUUUUUCUUUCCUU